UUUUGCGUUCUUUCUGCACUGAUGUUGUGGACUUUUUGUCGGAGGCAGACAGGCGAGGAGCCGACAUGUGAUGAGAGGAAUGGGACGUGCUGAUGGCCUCAGCACACUUUUUCGCAAGAGCUCACUGACUUUGACUUCAACAAGCCGGAGGGGAUGCUGUCCAUUGAGGACAGAGUUGUCCUCCAACCUCCUCCGAGUGACCAAUGACAUUUCAGCUGUGCCCUGGCUGUCCUGUCUGGCUCACACUUCGUGUUCAACAGUGAAGAUCCAGAAGAGGCAGCCACAUCACUGAAGUUAUCCAGAGGUGUCAGUAUCUCAAGAAGUACACCACAUAGGAAACUGAAAUUUGUGACUGUCCACACUGGGACAAUGACACACACACUCCUGUUGCAGCUCUUCAUCCUCACUGCCUCACUCAGGCUGUUAGUCAGUCUUGGCUCUGAUCUCAACGGUGUGACACAAUAUGAGGUGAUUCGACCCGUCAGACUUCACACAGUCAGAAAAAGACAUGCAGAGCACUUCAGACCAGAAACUAUUAAGUAUGGAAUGAAGGUGGGAGGGAAAGACAUUGAAAUGCAUCUAGAGAAGAAUAAUGAAUUGUUUACCAGAGACUACAGUGAGACUUACUACCUAGAAGAUGGCAGACAAACCACCAGAGCCCCUGACAUUGAUCACUGCUACUAUCACGGCACGAUUGUGAACCAUAGUGAGUCAGCGGUCAGCAUCAGCACUUGUGAUGGACUCAGGGGAUAUUUCAAAACGUCUGCCCAGAGCUACCUGAUCGAGCCUCUGUCUGGUGAGGAUGAGGGGGAUCAUGCAGUGUUUAAAUACGACGAGCACAAGAACAAGCCCAUGGUGUGCGGGGUCACCAACACAACCUGGAGCAGCGACUUUGAACCCCCAACCAGACGCAGGCGCUCCAGAUCCUCGGUUCCAUCUAUUUUCCAGCAUCAGAAAUACAUCGAGCUGUACCUUGUGGCUGAUAACCGUGAGUACCUGAAGUGCAGCUGGGAUCAGACGAAGCUGAGGAAGAGGAUCUUUGAAGUUGUCAGUUUUGUCAGCAUGGUGUACAAGCCCCUGAACACCUUCGUCAGCCUGGUGGGGCUGGACGUCUGGUCCAGCAGAGACUUGAUCUCAGUGAGCUCGUCAGCUGAUGCCUCGCUUGAUGCCUUCAUAAACUGGAGGAAGACUGAGCUGGUCAAGAGGACAAAGCACGACAUCGCAUAUCUCAUCAGUGCUACUGACUUUGGAGAAAAAACAGUAGGAGUGUCUUUCAUUGGGACUGCAUGCUCAAGUCGCUCUGCUGGGGUGGUGCGGGAUCAUGACACAGCCACGGCAUUAGGAGCCACUCUGGCCCAUGAGAUGGGCCACAGCCUGGGAAUGCACCAUGACUCCAGUGACUGUGUUUGCUCUGCUGGAAGCUGCAUCAUGGCAGCAUCCCUCAGUUGGGACAUUCCCAGGUCUUUCAGUUACUGCAGCAGCAAUGACUAUGAGCAGUACCUGACGUCUCUGAGCCCCAUCUGCCUGCUCAACAAACCAGACUACAACUAUACGGUGGCUCCUGCAGACUUCCUGGAGGGAGGAGAGGAGUGUAACUGCGGUUCUCUGAAGGUGUGUAAUCACAGAAGUGAGUGUCAGUGUGAACCUGGGUGGAAGCCUCCCCACUGUGAUACGGAGGAUGGAAGUGGCCUUUCCACAGAGGCUAUUGCAGGCAUCUCAGCCGUCACUGUACUGCUCGUACUGGGCGCCAUUGCUGGGACUGUAGGAUACAUCUGGAAAAAACGACAAGGCCCUGGCCUGCCAACGCUCUGGAACCAGCACCUCCAACCACAGGUCUGAUACGUGCCACAGUGCCACCUAAUGGAAAACCAAGGGAUUACAAGACUCUCAACUCCAUCCUCUUCCCUCAGUGUUGCUCUGUUGGCAGCCCAGUGCAGAGUAACUUUACAGGCAGGCAUUCACUCAAGACCUUUUUUGUUCCUGAGAGAAUGAGAUGAGCAAACUGAAUAUAUUGGGGUUUAAGCCAUGCACUGAGCACAUUGCAUUACACAAAUUAUUUGCUAAUAACUGCCUGAUUGGAAUGGGACUGCACACAAGUGGGUGCUGACUGAUCACGCUUACAUUUUCCAUAUGUUGUGCUGCAUUAAAUGUAAAUGUUGCAGCAUUACUAAUUGAAACCUCUUGACCAAAGAGUUUGAUAUGGGGGGUGGACAGUACAUUGACAAUGCCAAGCAGCAGGACUUAUGUAGCAACUGUGAUCAACUGUGAAAAAAGUAUGUCAUCAAGCUAAUGCCUAAAACUAAAGAAUUUGUUUAGAAUGUAUUUUUGAAUUUCUAUUGCUGGGAAAAGGGAGAGUGCCCAGAAAGUG
Myripristis murdjan (pinecone soldierfish) is the source of this 2368-nucleotide messenger RNA. It is a transcript of the gene adam28, whose product is annotated as ADAM metallopeptidase domain 28. Gene Ontology annotation, molecular function: metalloendopeptidase activity. The transcript has 18 exons. Gene Ontology annotation, cellular component: plasma membrane. The record is from RefSeq and is a predicted model, not a curated record. Gene Ontology annotation, biological process: proteolysis. The coding region runs from base 370 to 1839 and encodes 489 amino acids. NCBI's taxonomy places the organism in Eukaryota, Metazoa, Chordata, Actinopteri, Holocentriformes, Holocentridae.